AUGACAAAGAGAAGGAGGAAGAAGAAAGAGAAACAGAUACAACCUAAUCAUGAAUACUAUGGUGAUCAAACAAAGUUGAAUGAGAUACCAGAGGAUAGGAUAACUAUGGACCCAAUUGGAUACAUUCAUACUUGUUUCCCAAAGAAGAAUGGAUCACCAAGACAGGGAAAGCUGGCCCCGACUAGCCAGGGCUACAUCAAGUUGCUGGCCAGUCAUGCGCAUCACUUGUUCCACGGACUGGAAGAGUACAGUCACAUAUGGGUCAUAUUCUGGUUCCACAAGAACAGGGUCACAAGCAGCACCAAGAGCUAUAUGAUCAACAACUCACAAGACAAGCCAGACAUUGACCAGGCACCUGCGCCAGCACUCAGCGACUAUGUCUACACAAAGGACCAGCGAUACCCUCCCGACAACGUGAUGGUGCGUCCACCUCUGCUCAAUGGCAAGAAGGUGGGCGUGUACGCCAGUCGCACUCCACACCGUUUGGUGCCCAUUGGCAUGACAAUGUGUCGAAUCGAGCGUAUUGAGGGCGACACAAUCUAUUUAAGUGGCGUGGACAUGGUGGACGGCACGCCAAUCAUCGAUCUCAAGCCUUAUAUUCCCAAAUUUGACAGCGAGCCCGACGCCAGGACACCGGCGUGGAUCGACAACAAGAGCGACAUCAAGACCGUGCGGUUCAGCGAUGAGGCCAUCGACGGCCUUAGACGCACCAUCGAUACGGUUGGCCUGCGAUUGUUGGCAAACGAGCCCGCCAACAGCAAGAGUGGCACUUCAUUUGAAGAGCGUGUGGCACGCGUCCAGACACUGAUCACCGAGAUCCUCAUCAAUGAGCCACGAUCAGUCUAUCGCAGGAAGAAGAAGACUCACGAGAGUUGGGGAUUCUUCAUCGACACGCUAAACAUUGAGUGCCAAGUCGAUCCAGAUGGAGUAGCCACCGUCCUUGGAGUCGUCGACACUGAGACCUACGAGCAUCAAAGGAGUCUGGAGCAUGCGACUGGAAACAGCAGCAAUAGCAGGGAGGAUGUUGUUGACUAA
Acytostelium subglobosum LB1 is the source of this 1035-nucleotide messenger RNA. RefSeq lists its product as hypothetical. Lineage: Eukaryota; Evosea; Eumycetozoa; Acytosteliales; Acytosteliaceae. The coding region runs from base 1 to 1035 and encodes 344 amino acids. The record is from RefSeq and is a predicted model, not a curated record. The transcript has a single exon.